UCACUUUGGCAUUGACAAAUAACCUAUAUUUGAGGUUAGUAAUAGUAAGUAACAAACCAAAACAAAUUAUAACUUCUAAUAAUUCUAAAACUUUUUACUUCAAAAGGUUAUUGAGAAAAAUUAGACAAUCAUGUCAAAGUCAGUAUCCCGUUUAAAAUCGAUGAAAAAGGUUGCAGAAAAAAUAGAACAUAUAUCCAAACUAAGAACUAAUAUUCCUGCUGGUAUGGCUGCUCCUGGUCCUCCCUUGGGUCCAAUGCUUGGACAGCGCAACAUCAACAUAGCCGCUUUUUGUAAAGACUUCAAUGAACGUACGGCUAAUAUAAAGCCAGGUAUACCAUUGCCAACUAGAGUAAAAGUGAAUGCUGAUCGUUCAUAUGAGCUUGUUAUUCAUCAGCCACCAGCUUCUUACUUUUUAAAGCAAGCUGCUGGGAUAAAUAGAGGUGCUAUGGAACCUGUCAAGGAGACAAGUGGGAAAAUUACACUGAAACAUAUUUAUGAAAUAGCUAAAAUAAAAUCUCAAGACCCAACACUGGAGUGGAAACCUCUGAAGGAAAUCUGUACUAUGUUAUUAGCUACAGCCAGAACAUGCGGAAUUGAAGUUGUUAGAGAUUUAAAUGCAGAGGAAUAUGCAGAAUUCCUUGAAGAAAGAAAGAAGAUUGUAGAGGAACAGAAGAAACAGUUGCAGGAGAAACGGGAAGCAAAGAUGUUGAGAACUGCUUAGAUGACUUAUUUAAAUUAGUGUAAUUUUAGUUGUGAAUAUAGUUAGAGAAAAAAUAA
Molecule: messenger RNA, 777 nt
Organism: Plodia interpunctella (Indianmeal moth)
Lineage: Eukaryota; Metazoa; Arthropoda; Insecta; Lepidoptera; Pyralidae
Gene: mRpL11
Product: mitochondrial ribosomal protein L11
Exons: 4
Coding region: 131-721 (196 amino acids)
Biological process (GO): translation
Cellular component (GO): ribosome; mitochondrial large ribosomal subunit
Molecular function (GO): large ribosomal subunit rRNA binding; structural constituent of ribosome
Source: RefSeq, a predicted model, not a curated record